CUACUUGACAGUUGGUGUUUUCAUUGUCAUAAACAUGGAUAUGAGUCAGAUAAUCGAUGUCCUUGUCUGCUUUUGCAUCAUGAGAUGUAGCAUCAUCUUCUGGGAACACUGACGGAAAACUUCACCCUGAAUCAGAAACCGGAAGUUGAAAAUCUGGCGGUUUGUUUUUCUCUGGUAAAGAAAGGUUAAGCCCUUUUAGCGCACCGAGGGAGUGCUCCUUUUGUCUCCGUGUUGUUUUUAUCGCCUCAACAUGGACAUGUACGGAUACAGCGGGGUCUUCUUGGUGAAGAGGUUCCUGGACAAAGGUGUUUUUGAAGUCACAAACAUGUCCGACAUCAACAAGGCGAAUCCUCACGGCUGCGACAACGGAGCCCUGACGGACAGGUUCGGCGUCCUGAUCCAGGGACUCCUGGCCAUCGUUGCCUUCAGCACGCUGAUGUUGAAGAGGUUCCGGGAGCCUGUUGGGAUCAGACGACCGUGGAGAAUCUGGUUUUUCGACACGUCCAAACAGGCCAUCGGUGCUCUUUUCAUCCACUUUGCCAACGUCUUCCUGUCCACGCUCACCAAAGAGGACCCAUGCUCCCUAUAUCUGAUGAACUUCCUGCUGGAUGCCACGUUGGGGAUGCUGGUCAUCUGGCUUGCUGUGAAGUUGGUGUCCAAACUAGUGGAGUACAAGCAGUGGACGCUGCUCAUGUUCGGAGAAUAUGGUGACCCUCCUCAGGCAGCAGCAUGGCUCGGUCAGUGUGGCGUCUACCUGCUCAUCAUGGUGCUGGAGAAAGGUGUCAUCAGCCUGGUGCUGCUCGUCCCCGGAUGGUCCAAAUUGCAGGAGGUGUUGCUGAGCUACAUUGCUAACCCUCAGCUGGAGCUGGUGCUGGUCAUGCUCAUUGUGCCCUUCAUAGUGAACUCCAUCAUGUUCUGGGUGGUGGACAGCCUGACGAUGAGGAAGUACAAGACGAUGAAGAGCCUGGACGACUCCUGCGACAGCUCCGUGAAGAAGGCCGACUCCCUGCCCUGGGUGAACAGUGAGGAGUCACGGGUUCUACUGACUGUCGAGACGGACACCGACGAGGCUUCAGAGGGGGAGGAAGACCCAGGCGACAGUGAACCAGUGCCUCAUGUACAGUACUCUGGAGGACCACUGAGGCCCAGCUGGGUGGUGGUAUAAACCCAGGUGAUGCUUCUUCCUAGCCGUCCAUCCUCUGUCCACACAAAACACUCUUAAAGAGCCUAAAUAUGAGCAAACACACACAAAAACUUGCAUCUUUAACUCGUCAGAGGUCUAACUAAUCAGCUUCUAUGUAAGCAAAGGCACAAUUAAAGGUCAUAUAACCUGUGAAUGUGAACACUACAGCCUCAGCUGCCUUCCUCUGCACUGAACCGGAGCUUGACUCUGUGUAUGCAUGUAAAUCCAAUAGCAUUUUGGGAAUUAUCCUCUCACCUUGCUGCCUCUGUUAUCUGCAAGAGCACAUCAGAGUAACCACAACUGAACGUGUGUGGAGAGAGAUUAUUAAGGAGGGCAGCGCCUGUUGGGCAAAAUGUACGGGUGGUAAUGACAAAGGCUGAGAUAAAUCAGUCUCCACACUGGGGACUUUUGGAAAUGAUGUUGCUCUAAAGAGAGUCAUUUAUCGUGUAUCAUAUUCCAAAGAGGGGCAAGUGAAGUAUAUAGAUCUAUAUAGGUGCUCUAAGAUUUUACUCCGUCGAAUAUAACCGCUUUAAAUCCACCUUUUUAAUUAAUGUGUAAUUAUAGUCAUUCUACCAUGCUCUCCCUCUGGCUCCUUGCUUUCAUUUUAAAGGAGGGUUUUAUUUCUUUAAACCACGCACAUGUUUUUAACAUUUUUGGCUGCUGCAGUCAUGACGCACCAAACAUGUUGCGGUAAUAUGGAAAGGUUUUUGUUCUUUGCAACUGGUUGCUUUUAACAAAAUGUGUAUGUGGGCAGGAAAUUCUUUAAGGCCAUGCUAUUUGUUGUAUGUGAUGGAGUACUGGGGCCACUGUUGGGAGAAAUAUAUGAGAUUUUUAGAAUAUUGUCAGAAUAUAUUUGAGAAAAAGUUGUAAAUGUUAUGAGAAAAAAUCCUCAGUUUUAAGGGAAAGAUUUACAAGAAAAAAGUCAUAAUUUCUUGAGACAGAUGUCUUGAUAUUUUAGAAGAAAACAAGUCUGACUUAUUCUAAAAUAACUGUCAGUAUCACAGACUGUAUAAAAUUGAAGAGGAGUCUCCAAUUCCUCCAAAUGUACAAAAAUGAAGCCAGAAUAUCCCAGGGGGAGUCCGUUUUUUUCCCCAUCCAGAAUUGUCGUUAGUUUAAAAAAAAAACAAAAAAAACCACACACAACCUCACGUGUCAAUCGCGUUUGCACACUGAGUCUGAAACAUCCAUCCGUCAUUUAAAUUUUCCGAACAGGUUUGAUUUUCUGUACCACUCUCAUGUCUGUACACCAAAUAUUUCAACUUUGAAGCUACAGUCAGCAGCUGGUUAGCUUAGCUUAGCAUAAAGACUGGGAACGGGGAAACCUGGCUCCUUCCAAAGGUCACAAAAUCCACCUAACGGCGUCUCUAAAGCUCACAAAUCAACAUGCCGUGUUUUUUAAUUGUACAAAAUCUGAUGUGUAAAAACAACACUGGUUUCACAAGGGUUUUUAUAGGGAGGUUUUUUUUUGGGGGGGGAGCAGUGACUUUUACAGGCUAGCUGUGUCACCCUGUUUCCUGCAUUUGUGCUAUGCUAAGCUAACAAGCUUCUGGUUAUUACUAGGUCUGUCAUGAUAAUUACAGUAUUGAGUCAGCAAAAAUUAUCAAGGUCUUUAUAUCGUAUGGUAUUUCCUUUGUGGUUAUACGCGUUAUAUAUUUGUUUCCAGCAGGGUUGUCUCGACCAUUUUAAGAAUCGGGCACCUAACAUUUAUUUACGUUUCAUUUAUUUAGGAUAUUUUAUUUUUUUAUUUUUUACAUUCCAAUUUUCCAAUAUCUGAGUAUUCUUACAGUUUUUAUUCCAUUGCUUUUUGGUUAUUUUUGUUACAAUAUGUCAUCUGACAAAAGUAGUUAUCAUGACAGGCCCAGCUGUAACUUCAUAUUCAAUAGACAAAUGUCGGAGUGGUAACGAUCUUCGACUUGGCGUAUUUCAGAAAAACUAUUCCUCUUUAAAAUCUUAAUUUAAAAAUGUGAUAAGAACGGACUCUCUGGUAGUGAUAUUUUUCAAAAUAAAACAACCCUUUCUAUGAAAUAUCACGUCAUAAUUCUUGUUACUACUUUCUUCUUCUUUUAUCUUUUUUUCUCGAACUUGCAACUUCUCUUUCAUUACACUCCAUCUUUUUUUUUAUUUCAAAAUAUUCUGACUUCUGUAAAUCUCCUAUUUUUCCUCCUAACAAUGGCCCAAUUACUGUUUUGGUAGCUGUGUAUUAAACUUUAUGACAAGCUAUGGCACAUUUUUUAUUUAUUCUGUUUAUAUUUUAUAUAUUUGACUUUAUAUAUUGUGGUCCAAUCUGUGGUAUCAACAGGGGAACAGGAAGUUUGUAGUGAAGAGAGAAAACAGGAGAAUUUUAAACGUCAUCUCCAAACUACAGGCGGUAAACUCCUUUUAUUUUAUGGUUUAAACGCCUAAAGGUCUCCAGUUUGACGUAUUCCAUGUGUAAUGUUUUAUUUUGUAUUCCGAUGUACCUUGUGUAUGUUUUUUUUAUAAACCUGAUUAUGAACAUGUGGAUAAACUGGCACACACACCCUGUCAUCGACAGGCCGUAAAGUGCUGCGGUGCUUCUUACCGAAUGUAUCUCUUUAAUCUGUGCUAUGAAUAAAGAUGAUUGACACAUGAA
Epinephelus lanceolatus (giant grouper) is the source of this 3794-nucleotide messenger RNA. It is a transcript of the gene tmem110l, whose product is annotated as transmembrane protein 110, like. The record is from RefSeq and is a predicted model, not a curated record. Lineage: Eukaryota; Metazoa; Chordata; Actinopteri; Perciformes; Serranidae. Gene Ontology annotation, cellular component: membrane.